UUCUCUCCCUCUCUCUCUCUCUCUCUCACUCUCACAUACGAGAUAUAGCCACUGGCCUCUAUAAAGCGCGGAGCCUAGUCUUCACCUUCAGAAACUCUCCACCAACGCGCCCUUUCACCCUACGCUUAACAGAGACACUCUCUGUCAUGGACAACGCCAUACCGGAGCCAUGGCGACCCGAACCCGUCCGUUCCUCCAUGUUCCGGCCACCGGAGACCCCGCGGGAGCCCAUGGAGUUUCUCUCGCGAUCCUGGAGCGUCUCGGCUCUGGAGGUCUCGAAGGCUCUGGCCCCACCACAGACGGUGGCAUUGUCGAAGACCUCCAGUGGUGUUCUUGGUGGUGUUAACGGCGGGCCAAUACUCGAGGACUUGGCCGGAGAGUUGGAGGAGAGUGCUACGGUCUCUGGGAACCCCUUUUCGUUUGCUUCGUCCGAGACGUCACAGAUGGUGAUGGAGAGGAUCAUGUCACAGUCGCAGGAGGUAUCCCCACGCACCUCAGGCAGGCUCUCCCACAGCAGUGGCCCUCUCAACGGCACCCAGAGCUGCGGCUCCUUAACCGACAGCCCACCUGUUUCCCCCUCAGAAAUAGACGAUGCCAAGUUUUGCCGCUCGACCAACACCCACAACGCCCAAUUCCGAACUGGCUCCACACCCGGUGGAGUAGGGGGUGCCGCCGGUGGUGGUGGAAAGACUGUAGGGAGGUGGCUGAAGGACAGGAAGGAGAAGAAGAAGGAGGAGACGAGGGCCCAGAAUGCGCAGCUCCAUGCCGCUGUCUCGGUGGCUGGAGUGGCUGCUGCCGUGGCAGCUAUUGCUGCUGCCACAGCUGCCUCCUCUGGUGCUGGCAAGGAUGAGCAGAUGGCAAAGACCGACAUGGCAGUGGCAUCUGCGGCAACUUUGGUAGCCGCCCAAUGCGUCGAGGCGGCUGAGGCCAUGGGUGCUGAGCGCGAGCACCUCGCGUCUGUGUUGAGCUCCGCCGUGAAUGUCAGGUCGGCUGGAGACAUAAUGACGUUAACUGCUGCUGCUGCUACCGCUUUACGUGGGGCCGCCACAUUGAAGGCAAGGGCAUUGAAGGAAGUGUGGAAUAUAGCGGCUGUAAUCCCGGUGGAGAAGGGUAUGGGAGUGGGAGGAAACGUUAACAACGGUAGUAACGGUAAUUCCAACAGCAGCUUCAGUGGUGAGCUCGUUCCUGAAGAGAAUUUUCUGGGCAUCUGCAGUAGAGAAUUACUUGCUAGAGGCUGUGAACUCCUGAAACGCACCCGCACAGGUGAUCUUCAUUGGAAAAUAGUAUCCGUUUACAUUAACAGAAUGAACCAGGUUAUGUUGAAGAUGAAGAGCAGGCACGUUGCUGGGACCAUCACAAAGAAGAAAAAGAAUAUGGUAUUGGAGGUGAUUAAAGAUAUGCCAGCAUGGCCCGGCCGCCACUUGCUGGAAGGUGGCGAGCAUCGCCGAUACUUUGGAUUGAAAACUGUAUUGCGGGGAGUCGUAGAAUUUGAGUGCAGGAACCAGAAGGAGUAUGAUAUCUGGACUCAAGGUGUUUCAAGGCUCCUCACCAUUGCUGCUGAAAGAAAUAACAGGCAUAGGGUGUGAAAUGUCCUCUUUACAUGAGAGGGUGAUUUUGGCAAAUGGCCUAGUUGGGACCUAGGUUGUGGCCCUCCGAACAUAAUAGGGUGGGUAUUUUGAAGUUCAGUGGGGGCUGUUUUUCUUGGGUUCCUAUUGUAAAAAGGAGAAAUUCAAAAAGAUGAGUUAAUGUCCAAAUGGGUCACACUGAUCUGGGGGAGAAUAUGGAUUGAGCUUUUCUUUUUGUUUCUGAAUGGAAAAGUAAAGUGAUUUAAAUCAAAGUAACACCAUGUGAUCCAAGUCUUCUGUUCCCCUAUGCACAAAAAGGAAAGGAGUAUCUUGGACUGAGGCAGUCAAAAAGAGAAGGAACGAAUCCCAUUUUGAGUAAAGCAUAACGUUAGUAGAGAAGAUAAGGACAUGGCCCCAUUCUAUGUGCUUAUAUAUUUUAUUGUAUUUGGGUUUGGCUUGUCCUUUGAUUGCUUUUUGGCACCUAGUUUAAGACUUUUGGGGGGUUUAGCUGCGGUAGAACCAUGAUUGUCUUGUCCUGUAAUCUUCUGCUUUAUAUAUAAUAAUUAUGAUUGGAUUA
Messenger RNA from Carya illinoinensis, 2142 nucleotides. RefSeq names its product VAN3-binding protein-like. Gene Ontology annotation, biological process: auxin-activated signaling pathway; phloem or xylem histogenesis; leaf vascular tissue pattern formation. The record is from RefSeq and is a predicted model, not a curated record. Lineage: Eukaryota; Viridiplantae; Streptophyta; Magnoliopsida; Fagales; Juglandaceae. The transcript is spliced from 7 exons. The coding region runs from base 147 to 1586 and encodes 479 amino acids.